UCGCAGGUUUCGUCAGCCCCUGGUUUUUAAAAUCCCGUUCCGUUGUCCAAUUCUGCCUCCUCUUUUUCAAGAAUUUUCAUUGUUCCGCGUUCUAGGGUUUUCCUUCUCGGCCCAUUUCGGUUCACAGAGCUCCGCUAAGCUAUCAAAGGUCGCCAUGGCCGCUAAAUCUCGCGCUCUUCUGCUGACGAAUAUCGUCGCUGUUCCGAUUGGAGCGGUUCUUUCUGCGAUUAAGGACUCUGGAAGCCCAAUUGUUGAUGAGGAUGAUGUUCUUGUCAUCACCCAAGGCGAUUCAUUGAGAGGGAAACUGCCAGUUGAAUCUGCCUCUGUGGAAGUCGUUGUUUCUGUUUGGAAAGCUCUUGAUCUUGUCACUGAGCAGUUGCUUGAAGAGAUUGGUAGAGUCUUGAAACCUGAUGGAAAGAUCUUAGUCCAGACAUCUUUGGCUUCUAACGAGGAUGGAGAUAAGGAAAAGUCUACUUUAGAGCGGAAACUACUCUUUGCAGGGUUUUUAGACGUAGAAGCGAUAGAUACUAAAGCUCUCUUGCUGCUUGAAGGUGAACAGCCCCUUACGAUCAAGGGUAAGAAGGCUUCUUGGAAAGUGGGGUCGUCAUUCUCCAUCAAGAAAGUUACAAGAACUGUUCCCAAGAUUCAGCUUGAUGACGAGUCAGAUCUUAUUGAUGAAGACGGUCUCCUUACUGAAGAAGACUUGAAAAAACCACAGCUUCCAGUUGUUGGGGACUGUGAAGUUGGAAGUACAAGGAAAGCUUGCAAGAACUGCACUUGUGGCCGAGUGGAGGCAGAGGAGAAAGCAGUGAAGCUGGGGCUUACUGCUGAUCAGAUAAAUAACCCUAAAUCUGCAUGUGGAAGUUGUGGUCUUGGUGAUGCCUUUCGUUGCAGUGGAUGCCCUUACAAGGGUCUUCCUCCAUUCGAGCUGGGUCAAAAGGUGUCACUACCGCAAAAUUUCCUCACUGCUGAUAUUUAAGAAGGAAGGUUGCUCCAUAUCAGGAUGUACUGUGGCUAUGUAUCAGUGUUAGAACUGAGGUUAUAUGCACAUAUCCAAUUGACAGACAACUAUAUCAAAGACUGAAGAACAAGAAUGACGAAGUUAUGCUGUAUACCUUUUUUUAUUUUGCUCCUUAUAUCAUGUUGGUUUUGUUUAAUGCAUUGUAAGAACCUCAAAUCCAUAGACUGGCAUGCUAAUGACUAUUAUCAAAAUUUUUGCUUA
This is a messenger RNA of Asparagus officinalis (garden asparagus), 1222 nucleotides long. RefSeq names its product anamorsin homolog. Gene Ontology annotation, cellular component: cytoplasm. Gene Ontology annotation, molecular function: iron-sulfur cluster binding. NCBI's taxonomy places the organism in Eukaryota, Viridiplantae, Streptophyta, Magnoliopsida, Asparagales, Asparagaceae. Bases 155 to 979 code for a protein of 274 amino acids. Gene Ontology annotation, biological process: iron-sulfur cluster assembly. The record is from RefSeq and is a predicted model, not a curated record. The transcript has 8 exons.